Molecule: messenger RNA, 1413 nt
Organism: Sorex fumeus (smoky shrew)
Lineage: Eukaryota; Metazoa; Chordata; Mammalia; Eulipotyphla; Soricidae
Product: tripartite motif-containing protein 75-like
Exons: 1
Coding region: 1-1413 (470 amino acids)
Molecular function (GO): zinc ion binding; protein binding
Source: RefSeq, a predicted model, not a curated record
AUGGCAGCAUCCUCCGUCCUGACCACACUACAGGUGGAGAUCAUCUGUCCCGUCUGCCUGGAAUAUUUCAAAAACCCUUUAACCAUCAACUGCGGGCACAACUUUUGUGCCUCAUGCAUCCAUUUUUCAUGGAUGUAUCAGCGGGGAACAUUCCCUUGCCCCGUCUGCCGAUAUCCACACGAGGAGAUACACUUCAGUGCCAACCCCCAGCUGAGCAGGCUGGUGGACCUGGCCAAGCUCCUCCACAGCUCCAAGAGUAGCAAGAUGACACAGGAAGAGGAGUGCAGGUGUGAGGAGCACAGGCAGGGGAUGAGCCUCUUCUGCGAGGAUGACCAGAAGCUGGUAUGUCCCCUGUGCGCCCAGGGCCCUGCCCACCAGGGCCACCACGUCAGGUCCGUGGCCGAGGCAGUGGCUCAUCACAGACAGAGGCUCAGAGGGUACAUCAAGCCCUUGAAGAAGCGGCUGGCAGGGAUGCAGAAGCUUCUGAUCACCCGAAACAAAAACCUUCUAGAACUAAGUGAGCAAGUGGAAAAUGAGAAACUUCAAUUAGCCUCUGAAUUUUCUGAACUGAACCUGUUUGUAGAACACGAACAAGAGAGAACGUUAUUCAAGUUGGAUAAAGAAGACAAAAGUAUUCAACAGAAACUCACUACCAACUUCACUGCAAUUUCUGGAUAUAUUGACACCCUCAACGGCCUGCUCAGUGAAGUGGCAGAGAAGAAGGUUACGUCUGAAGGAAGCAUGCUGAGGGAUGUCAAGAGCCUCCAGCACAAAUAUAACGCCUUGGAGUUCCCAUCUGUGUGGACUGUUCAUUGGAGACCGGAAGGCUGCUGUCUUCCUCCGCUGUGCUCAGAGCUCGAGAAAAUCAUCCAGAAAUUCCAAGAAGAAGUGACUCUGGAUCCCCAAAAAACACACCCCAGUCUGCAUGUAUCUGAAGACAGAAAGUCUGUGGUCUAUCUGAGGAAUAGGACAAAAGUUGAGGGAGAACCAGAGCGAUGCCCUGAUGAUGUAGCAGUUCUGGGCUCUGAAGGAUACCGUUCUGGCCGACAUUACUGGCAGGUGCAGGUGGGCAACAAGUCUGAGUGGGCCGUGGGGGUGUGCACAGACCCCCCUGCUGGGAAAGGGCAGCCGCCCCUAUCGGUUCAGAACAGAUCCUGGACGGUCCAGCUGCAGGAUGGCAACUACCUAGCUGGAGGCUCUGUACCUGUCCUUCUCUCUUUGAAGGAUAAACCCACAGAGAUUGGCAUUUACCUGGACUAUGAGUUGGGCCAGAUUUCCUUUUAUGAUGCCAGAGAUGGGUCUCACAUCCAUUCUUUACUGGAGAGGUUUUCUGAUGUACUAAAGCCAUAUUUUCGAGUCGGCCAGGAUUCUAUCCCUCUUAUAGUGUCUGCGAUAAGAGAUUCUACAGAAUGA